Rattus rattus (black rat) is the source of this 1289-nucleotide messenger RNA. RefSeq names its product phosphatidylethanolamine-binding protein 2. Gene Ontology annotation, biological process: negative regulation of MAPK cascade. Bases 46 to 609 code for a protein of 187 amino acids. Lineage: Eukaryota; Metazoa; Chordata; Mammalia; Rodentia; Muridae. The transcript has a single exon. The record is from RefSeq and is a predicted model, not a curated record.
GCGCGUGCCUUCCAGCACCCAACCGCCACUCCAGCCUCUCUCGCCAUGCCUGCAGACAUUACGGUGUGGGCUGGGCCGCUGAGCCUACAGGACGUAGACGAGCAGCCCCAGCACCUACUGCGGGUCACCUACGCCGGGGCGGAGGUGAGUGAGCUGGGCCAAGUGCUGACGCCCACCCAGGUUAAGAACAGACCCAGCAGCAUUACAUGGGAUGGCCUUGACCCGGGGAAACUCUACACCUUGAUCCUCACAGACCCAGAUGCUCCCAGUAGGAAAGAACCCAUUUACAGGGAAUGGCACCAUUUUCUGGUGGUCAACAUGAAAGGCAACGACAUCAGCAGCGGCAAGGUCCUCUCGGAUUACGUGGGUUCCGGGCCUCCCAAGGGCACUGGCCUCCAUCGCUAUGUCUGGCUGGUGUACCAGCAGGACAAGCCACUGAAGUGUGACGAACCCAUCCUCACCAACCGGUCUGGGAACCAACGUGGGAAAUUCAAAGCUGCAGCCUUCCGCAAGAAGUAUCAUCUGGGAGCCCCGGUGGCCGGCACGUGUUACCAGGCGGAAUGGGACAGCUAUGUCCCCAAGCUGUACAAACAGCUGUCUGGGAAAUAGGGGAACCAUUUGAUGGUCAUGGCUGCCCCUGCCAUACCAUUUAUCAGGUUCAGCAGUGCGUGGCGUGCCUUUCCGUUUCCCGUUCUCACCUGCGUAAGGGAGUCUUGAGCUGCUGUAGGGCGGUAGUUUAGGAUGACGUUUUCUCGCCGCUGGCGCUAAAGAUUCCAAAUAGUUGCAUCCAGUUUGUUUUGGUCGAAUUUAAGCUCCAUCUGAUGGAGAUUUGGCACUGUGCCGGGCUCAUCAUAUUGUUAAUAAAAGAACAGUAACUCUAAAAGUAAAGAUGGCAAAAUCCAAGUCAAAAGACCAGGCCUACAGAAGAAAAGCAAGUGUCACCCGUUAAGAAGACAGAUGUGAUGGCUCUCUCUCUGUUCUGAAUCGGGAGCUGUACACAGUGGCUCCGUGCUCUCAGAUAUGGUUUUAGGUCCUGUCUCCCACCAACACAACCAGAGACUUUGUAUCUAGGGAACUCUAGACAUACAGCUGGGCAAGUAUCUGUGUCUUGUGACCCCAUUAAAGAGCAGACCUCCAUGAAAAGGCAAUCAGGAAGACGCCUCUGCUAUGCGCUGGCUUGGCCAUGGAGCCCAGCUGCAGCCCUGAACAAGAACAGCCAAUCUGGGAGUUGCUUAUGUUAAUCCUGUUUGCUUAUUGUCAAAUAAAACUUUAAAAGCAAAGAUAACAAU